AUGCUGCAGAGAACACUAAGAACACCUGCCCUUCGCGGCGCCCUCGCCUCCAUCUCCCCCCGCGCCACUUCAGCCUCUCUCCUCCCUCGCAUAUCAACUGCUCUCUCACAGACGCGGCUCCUCUCUCAAGAAGUCCGCGCUGCGAUCGACAGAGCCGUAGCCUCGGCGCCGGUGGUGCUAUUCAUGAAGGGAACCCCAGAAACACCACAAUGCGGAUUCUCACGAACGUCGAUCCAGAUAUUGGGCUUGCAGGGUGUAGAUCCCCGGAAAUUCACUGCUUUCAAUGUUUUGGAGGAUGAUGAGCUGAGGAGUGGAAUCAAAGAAUACUCGGACUGGCCGACAAUCCCCCAGCUAUACGUCGACAGGGAGUUCAUCGGCGGCUGCGACAUCCUGAUUAACAUGCACAAGGACGGCAGCUUGGCAGAAUUGCUUGCGCAGAAGAAGGUCAUUCUUACGGAAGAGGGUGACGAGGAUGUUGAGCCGACCUCCGCUGGCGGUGACAAGAGCGGUGGAGAUGUAGAAGGCCAGAAAGCACAAGAGGCACGCGAAGAGACUGAGCAGAGCACUGGGGCCAGGUCCAAGGAUGCCAAGGGAGAGAGCUCGUGA
This is a messenger RNA of Fonsecaea nubica, 606 nucleotides long. RefSeq lists its product as hypothetical. The record is from RefSeq and is a predicted model, not a curated record. Bases 1 to 606 code for a protein of 201 amino acids. NCBI's taxonomy places the organism in Eukaryota, Fungi, Ascomycota, Eurotiomycetes, Chaetothyriales, Herpotrichiellaceae. The transcript has 3 exons.